Triticum turgidum subsp. durum (durum wheat) is the source of this 525-nucleotide messenger RNA. NCBI's taxonomy places the organism in Eukaryota, Viridiplantae, Streptophyta, Magnoliopsida, Poales, Poaceae. The record is from the annotation of a GenBank genome assembly.
AUGGCGGGAAAGGGGAGCAAGAAGGACAUCGAAUCCGUCCUCAUGCAGGCCAUGCUGGCCGCCAAGACGGUGCGGGCGCAGCGCGACCGCCUCCUGCAGCUCCAGCAGCGCCUGCAGGACCUCCAGGCCGACGCCACCCCCGCCGUCGUUGAGGCGGACGCGGACGCGGACGCCAAGCUCAGGGAGCUCGCCUCCAACCUCUUCAAGGUCUACUACAUCGGCCUGGAGGCCGGCGCCCGCAUCCUCACGACCUGCGUCCACCUCGCCGCGGAGAAGGGCAUUCGCUUCUCCCCGCCCAACCUGGCUUUCGCAGUCAUGCCGGACGAGCAGCUCCACGACGCGCUGCUCGCGCAGCAGUUCCCGGCCCGCCCCAGGAUCGCGGGCCUCGCCGUGAAGCACAUCGACGUCGCCGUCGCGGUCGCCGUCCUCUCCCGCUUCAUGGACCCCAAGAAGCUCGCCAGCCUCGCCGAGUUCUGCGACGACCACGCCUACAUCUCCGAGGAGGGUUUCUAUGAUUCUAUCUAG